This is a messenger RNA of Betta splendens (Siamese fighting fish), 1400 nucleotides long. RefSeq names its product zinc finger protein OZF-like. The record is from RefSeq and is a predicted model, not a curated record. NCBI's taxonomy places the organism in Eukaryota, Metazoa, Chordata, Actinopteri, Anabantiformes, Osphronemidae. Bases 75 to 1274 code for a protein of 399 amino acids. The transcript has 2 exons.
GACCCUCAGAGUGUAACACCGAGCGGUGAGUGUAGCGGGUAAGUUCAAAUAUAGUCACCACUAACGGAGCGACGAUGUCUUCGGUUCAGCAUCUGAAAGAGUUCAUCUCCCAGCGACUGACCGCUGCUGCUGUGGAAAUAUUCGGAGCCUUUGAACAAACCAUCGUCGAGUACGAAGAAGAGCUCGACCGUCAGCGCAGACUGUUGGACGCUGUGUUGAGACCUGAGAUCAAACUACACAGGAUAGUGAUUCCAGAUGUGUGUGAGGAAGAGGAGGAGGUUCCCACUCACCUGCAGAUCUCUCAUCACGUUAAAAAAAACAGUCAGGAUGAAGAUGAUCCAAAUCUUCCACAAAUAAAAGAGGAACGCGAAGAACCACACACCAGUGAGGAAGGAGAGUCGCUUGUUCUGAAGCAGGAGAUCGAUAAUGUGAUGAGUUCAGCAUACGAGGACAAUGCAGCAGAAGCAAAUGGUGACAGUCAGCUUCUCUCACACAACUCUGUUGUCACCCUGAAUGUAGACAACUCUGCUAUGUUAGAGAGUCCCACAGAUGGAAUUACUUUUAAAUGCACUAGUAGUAGAACCUUUAAGGGUAAGUAUGCAUUACAGAUGCAUGUGAAAACCCACACAAAGCAACAUCCAACAUGUAACACAUGUGGAAAGAAAUUCACUUAUUUAUCAAACUUAAAAAGACAUGAGAAGAUCCACACGGGUGAGAAGCCAUUCCUUUGCAAAACCUGCGGGAAACGAUUUACACGUGAUUCAUCUUUAAGAGUUCAUUUGAGAAUUCACACAGGUGAGAAGCCAUUCCCAUGCAAAAUGUGUGGAAAACGAUUUAGACUAAAACUCCACCUGAAAGGUCAUCUAAGGAUUCACACAGGUGAGAAGCCAUUCGCCUGUAAAACCUGCGGGAAACAAUUUAGACAUAAAUUCAGUCUGGAAACUCAUCUAAAGAUCCACACAGGUGAGAAGCCAUUCCCGUGUAAAACCUGCGGGAAACAAUUUAGACAUAAAUUCAGUCUGGAAACUCAUCUAAAGAUCCACACAGGUGAGAAGCCAUUCCCCUGCAAAACCUGCGGGAAACGAUUUAGACAAAAAGCACAUCUAGAUAUUCAUCUGAGGAUUCACACAGGUGAGAGACCGUACCUCUGUAACAUCUGCGGCAAAGCCUACCAGGAUAACAGGAGUUUGAAACGACACGUCAUGGUGCACACAGGUGAAAAUCCUGUUCCUGUGCAUGUGAACAAAGCUUUACAGGUGGUUAAACCUUGUUGAACCACACCAGGUCUUGCACAGUUCUGUGUGGGACUGUGCAAAAGCUCAUAAACAGGAAGUUGAAGUUAUGUUUAUGUGGUAUAUUGUCUUUUUUUAACUGCCUAAUAAUAAAAUUAUUUGUCAUGA